AUGCUGGCAUCUCCUACUCGUGGAGCUGCCAUGCGUGGACUCCCGCGCUCUGGAACCCCUCCGUCCUUCCGUUCUCGUCGCAAUCUCCCCGAAAAGCGGAAGAUUCGAGAUGUCAAGAAAGUUGUUGCAGUCUCGUCAGCAAAAGGUGGUGUGGGAAAGUCAACAAUAGCAGUAAACCUCGCGCUAUCCUUCGCGCGCCGGGGCAUUAAGACAGGUAUUCUGGACACUGAUAUCUUUGGCCCAUCUAUUCCAACUCUUCUCAAUCUCUCUGGCGAACCUCGUCUCGAUGAAAAUAACUGCCUCGUCCCAUUAACAAACUACGGCCUCAAAUCCAUGUCAAUGGGCUACCUCCUCCCCCAAACACAAGCCGACAGCACAACAGGCGAACUACCAAUGGAUACAACACCAAUCUCAUGGCGCGGACUCAUGGUCACAAAAGCAAUGCACCAACUCCUCCACUCCGUCUCCUGGGGACCCCUCGACGUCCUAGUCCUAGACCUGCCCCCAGGAACAGGCGAUGUCCAGCUCACAAUCAACCAAGAAGUCAUAAUCGACGGCUCAGUCAUCGUAACAACACCGCAAGAUAUCGCACUCCGCGAUGCAGUCCGCGGUAUCGGCAUGUUCCAGCGUAUGGACGUACCAGUCCUCGGAAUGGUUCGAAACAUGGCUUUUUUUGCUUGCCCGCAAUGUGGACACCAGAGUCGCAUUUUCUCGCAUGGUGAUAGUCCGCACGUGCACGAUGAGACGCAUGGAGUCGUCGCUGAGUGCAAGAGACUCGGGGUGGACUUCCUUGGUGACAUCCCUCUUGAUGCUAGGGUCUGCGAGGACGCUGAUCGGGGUAUGCCCACUGUUGUUUCAGAGGAGAGUGUUGAGCGUAGUGCUAGGCGUCAGGCUUUCCUUGAUGUUGCGGAGCAGGUUGCGAAGAAGAUUGGUCUUGAUUGGCGUUGA
Messenger RNA from Penicillium arizonense, 948 nucleotides. Its product is annotated as Mrp/NBP35 family ATP-binding protein. The coding region runs from base 1 to 948 and encodes 315 amino acids. Gene Ontology annotation, biological process: iron-sulfur cluster assembly; mitochondrial respiratory chain complex I assembly. The record is from RefSeq and is a predicted model, not a curated record. The transcript is spliced from 4 exons. Lineage: Eukaryota; Fungi; Ascomycota; Eurotiomycetes; Eurotiales; Aspergillaceae. Gene Ontology annotation, molecular function: ATP binding; 4 iron, 4 sulfur cluster binding; ATP-dependent FeS chaperone activity. Gene Ontology annotation, cellular component: mitochondrion.